ACCAGGAAGUAACACGUAAACACAGCAGCGCUUUCAGUUUCAGCAAUGCGUUUACGGAAGACAGACAACUAGUUACACUGAGGACGUUUGCUGUUUGUCAGCCUUAACUUUUUAACUGAUUACCUCCGAUUAUCUUGUGCUAAGGCUCGUGGGUUAUUCAUAACAAACGUAACAGAAGUGUUGAAGGCAGCAGCUAAGUGCUGGACAAACUGCAGUUAACUCCUUCCUGACUGCGCUUUUUAUUCUCAGUGGUGCUCUUAAAAGAAGAGGUAUGAAGAAUGGAAGAUUCAGAUUCAACAAAGCUUGAGGAGUUGCUGACAUGUCCAGUGUGCCAGGACAUCUUUAACGAUCCCCGGCAGCUGUCAUGUGGACACAGCAUGUGUAUGGGCUGUCUGGAAAAGGUGAUGGAUCACUCCCCAGACAUUCCCUUCCGUUGUCCAGACUGUAGGGCAGAUUUUGAACCCAUCAUUGGGGUACAGAAGAGCUAUGCACUGGCCAACAUCAUAGAGGACUUCAGGAUGAACAGGAGGAGAAGGCAGGAGAAGCAGACAAAAAGUGUGUACUGCGACUGCUGCCUGGAGAAAAAAACUCUGGCCAUCAAAACGUGCCUGAAGUGUGAGGUGUCUCUGUGCAAAGAGCACGUCAAGGACCACCUGGAGCUGCCGGUGUUCACGGGGCACCCCUUGGUGAGCCCUCUGGGUGACCUCCUGGAGAGGAAAUGCCCACAGCACGAGGACGAGGUGCUGAGGUUCUACUGCAACACGUCCAGGCGCUACAUCUGCAACAUUUGCGCCCUGGAGAGCAAGCAGCACAACCUGGCAACUGAGGCCUCCUUUGUCUUGCGGAGACAGCUGACUGAGUACAUGGACCAACGCUUUGACAUACUUAAGGAGCAAAUUGGAGAAUCCACUGAGUCGGUAAAAAAACUUCAGGAAGACAUCAAACAUGAAAAACAGAGAGUGAAACCCGUCUUUUCGUCCAUCAACAGUGUCACAGUGGUGCUUCUCUGUCUGUGGUUCAUUGUUCUGUAUUAUGCUUACAACUACUCUGUGGAAAACCAGACGCUCACAGACGCGUUGGAUGAGCAGCAGAACCGCGUGCAUCACAUUUAUUCCACCAUUGCGGAACUCUUGGUUAAUCAUCCAAUAAAGAGCCACAAACUCCAGAGACAGAAGAUCAAGGUACAAAAGACGAUAUUUUGAAACUUUGGUAUGGAAAUCUUAGGUAGAUAAGCUAAGAUAAUCCUUUAUUAGUCCCACAGCGGGGAAAUUUACAAGGCAAUACAGAGAGGACUAUGUGUUUUGUGUUAGAGUAAGCUGACUAGCCUGAUGAAGAUGCUAUCAGAACAUGUGCCUUGUACUGUCAGACGAGGUUGAAAGUCAUUAUUUUUAUUCAAGAGAGAUAAGCAGACAAUGAGUGUGUUUACAGGCACAUUAAUGUCCUUGUUUUGAUCAUAUAUGAUGUGAACAUGAUUAUUCCCAUUACUGUUAUCAUUAUUGUAAUAUCCAUGUUUCUGAUCGUCUGCAUUGUUUCUGUACCAACUAAGUUCCCUCAAUAGUUGAGACUGAGUCGUUUGGUUUUUACAUUUACUUCUCUGGUUGAGCUUUAUUGAAUCUUCAUUAAUGGAAGAUGACGGCAACAAUAAACUGAUAU
Messenger RNA from Anoplopoma fimbria (sablefish), 1653 nucleotides. RefSeq names its product E3 ubiquitin/ISG15 ligase TRIM25-like. Bases 279 to 1202 code for a protein of 307 amino acids. The transcript has 6 exons. Gene Ontology annotation, molecular function: zinc ion binding. The record is from RefSeq and is a predicted model, not a curated record. NCBI's taxonomy places the organism in Eukaryota, Metazoa, Chordata, Actinopteri, Perciformes, Anoplopomatidae.